Messenger RNA from Paramecium tetraurelia, 1389 nucleotides. RefSeq lists its product as uncharacterized. NCBI's taxonomy places the organism in Eukaryota, Ciliophora, Oligohymenophorea, Peniculida, Parameciidae. The transcript has a single exon. Gene Ontology annotation, molecular function: GTP binding. The record is from RefSeq and is a predicted model, not a curated record.
AUGAGUAGAAGAUAGGCUGUACUUACAGGGUUCACUGGGAGUGGGAAAACCACCUUUUUCAAUAAAAUAUGUAAAACAAACUAACCUACACAAUCAGGAGGUAUGUCACUUACGAGAUAAACAUUUUUAAAAGAGGCUGCUUUUGGAAGUGGAUUUCGAGUAUUAGAUACUCCAGGUUACGGAUCAAAAUCGGAGAAAAUUAUUCAUGCUGUAAGUGUUUUAAAUGCACUAACUGAAGGCCCAGUUAAUUAAAUAUUUAUAGUUGUUAAAUGGGAAAGAAUAGACUUAAUGUAAGACUAUAUCAAAUUCAUUGUUGUAAAAUUUUAAAGAUUUAGACAUCUUUUAACAAUUGCUGUGACACAUUGGGAUACUGCAGAUUUGUCAACUAUAUAAAAAAAUGAGGAAUAAGUAAGAAAGUUGGCAGCUUCAUAUAAAAUAAAUUCUGUGAUAUUUGUAUCCAAAUUUGAUACUGGUGAAAAGAUUUGUGCAUAAAUUGAUUCUAUUUUGGAUCGAUGCUAAGCACAAGAUGUUAAAUUAACGGAUGCAGAAUUUUAUUCUAAUUUUGAAUUAGUUGAAUUAUAAGAUGAAAUUGAAUUUGAAUUAGAAUGUAAAAAGGAAGAUGUAAUCUAAAACUUUAGAAAAUUAGCAAAUGUUAUAAGGUAAUAUAUUAAAGAUUUUGAUGAGAAAGACAAAUCAAUGCAUGAAAUAAUGCAUUAUUUGGCUUUAGAGACAAAAAAAAUAGCAGAAAACUUAAUCACAGAUUUUGAAAUAAAAAAUAAUGCAGAAUUUUCUAAAUUGUUUGAGUAUCAUUAAAAUCCUAGUCUUGCCUAUCUAGUUCAUUUUGAAUUAAAGAAGGCUGUGAUGGUAGAUAUUGAAGAUAUUGUAAAGCUUACUCAAUAAAAAAUGAAAAAUAAUGAAGAGCAUUUUUUCAAUUUUAUUAAAGCCUGCCCUCACUGUGGACUUAUUUGGUUAAAAGUAUCCGGAUGUUAAUAUGGUACAACUUGUGGAAAUUUUCCUGAUAAAGAUGAUAACAAAUUUGAAAAGUAUAAAUUUCAUUCAAGAUACACAUUUAAUAUAUCAGAUAAAGGAGUAAGUUAUACGGAAAACAAAGACUUUAUGUAAAAAUCAUAAAUUACUCAUCCUAAAAAAUAUGUUGAUCCCUCUGAAAAAAACCAAAAAAAACUGGGAUGCGGUAAAGAAAUUAUUUGGGUUGAUAUUCCUGCUCUUUCACCUUAAUAAUUAAAAGAGCUAAUUGAUCCUGGACUUAUGGAUUAUUUCGCUUAAGAGGUUCCUAAGGAAGAGUUGAGGAAUAUUUUAAUGAAAGCUUAAAAAUCUGUUUAAAGUUAAGUCGAUUAAGCAAAAAGUGAAACUAAAGUAAUUAGAUUAUGA